CUUCUAAGUUAACCUUCAGGUUACCACCUCCCCAGAUCACAACACCGAUACAAGGCCCUAUAAAAUUGUACUUUAAAUAUCACUUUACUGUUUAAAAAUAAGUCUCAAGUUUUGAAACCUUGUGACUCGCCACGUCAACAGGCAAUUUCAUACCAGGUCACUCUCUGAAUUCUCUUAUCUUGUUAACGAACUCAGAAACCAAACUCUCAUCAAAAUUAAAAAUUACCUUCGUUCUUCUGGCUAUAAAAUCCCCCUGUCCCCUCUGGAGUCCUCCCAUAUUUCUUUUCCUCCUUUAUAUCUCCGACGACCUGACUUGAUUUGACUUGACCCACCUGUCGUCUUAUCUCUCAACACCAACUACAAACAUCUCAUCUCCGCGGACGACUCACCAACUUCAAGCCCAACCUCAUUUUCAACCUCAUUUCACAUCUUCACAUAUUCUUCAUCAUCAUGUGUACUCCUUCUCUCUCCACCCUCCCUGAAGAACUCAUGGUUCAGAUCUUGGGAUACAUAUACAAAUAUUCCCUCAUUGAUCUUCGCCUCGUCAAUCGCACUUUCAGCCGCAUCAUCACCCCAAUCAUCUUCCGCGCCAUUCGUUUCCGCGCUUAUGGAAAUGAGCCACAACGUUUCAUUGACAUCGCUAUGACUGAGCAUCUGAGAUGUCAUGUUCGGGAAGUCACGUGCGAUACUUGGACAGGAUUCUGUGCCAGGGAGAAACGCUGGGAGCUCACAGAAAAGUUCUUCCAAGCUGUCCCUUUCAUUUCAAUGUUUCCUAGACUCGACACUCUAAACAUACGUCCGGAGCUCGAUAGCUACCACAUCCCCUGUAAUACACAGUCGAGUGUUCUGAAGACACUGUUUCAAUGUCUGGCGGGGACUUGGAAGAAAGACCGUCAGUUAUCCCGACGCGCCCGUGAGGAGUGUCACCCACCAGAUCAGGCCGGGACUCCACUUCCUAUCAAGACUCUGACGAUCUCGAAUAUUUUCGAUGUCAGUGGUCUCAAAGCGUUGCCUGCUUUCCAGGCUGUCAUGAACUCGGGAACUCUAAAGGACCUGCGUCUCAACGUACCUGAGGAUGAACUCCUCUCUACGACAGCACAGUCCAAGCAAAAUAUCCACAACGACCUUCUCGAUAUAGUGCUUACUCCAAACAUCGCCAGCAAUCUCCAGGUCCUGUCCCUGUUUUCUUCUACCCCAUGGGGAUGGCUUCCCAACAUGGACUUCCGCCUGAUUGGUGUCAAUGAUCUGCCCAAUCUCAAGGUGCUCGCGUUGGGACACUUUGAGUUCAGUGAGUGGUGGCAGGUUGAGUGGCUAGGGUCCCUUGGCAUCGAGAAGCUUUAUCUCGAUGAGUGCACUGUUUUGCAUUCGGAUCGCAAUCGGGCGCGUGAUGCAAGCUCCACCAUGGUUUCGUGUUGUCAAGAAGAGGCUCAUGAGCUCUCUAAUGAGGGUCACUACGCCCAAGGGGUAGAAAACAACGACUGGCGUGAGGGUACAACUUUCCAGACACAUACCCGCUGGCAUCACCUCUUUGAGCACUGGGCCAGAUCCAUGCCCAACCUCCGGGUCUUCAAGGUUGGACAAGGCUGGUGCUUAGACGACGGAGCCUGGAAAGCAAUUGAUCCGACCUACGAGGGAGACUUUUAUGAGUAUGUCGAAGAAGACCACGAGGCUAUUUUUCAACCGUUUACAAAUACUAGCCAUCAGCACUUUGAGUGUCCUGCGCCUCUUACUGCGGGUACUGGAAUACGACGGUAUGGGUCUGAGGCUGUUCAGAAUUAUGGCGCUGUUUUCCCGUAUGUGGAACAUAGGGAGCCUGGGAUGUAUACUUAUACUGAUGGUGCUGGUGAUGGGAGGGAAUUUUUGGAUGUUAGUUGGGAGGAGAAGGAGAAGGAUAAGAAUGCUUUUGACAAGUUUUUGUCGGUUGUUGAGACGAGACGGAAUGGGUUGGCUGUUCAGGAGUAGGAAAGGCAUUGUUUUGAUUGGAUUUAUUUUGCGAUUGGUCAAAAGAUUGGGCUGCGAUAGAAAGGGAACUGCAUUUGCAUAUAGAGGGAUUGGUUACUGGGAACCAGGAGGAAGCAUUGUUUCGAUUGGAUCGACUUUUCUUUUUUUGCCUUUGCUACUGGAUACAACUCAUUUGGCGUAUACUUGCAUAUAGAAUGGAGUACAGGGAUUAGUUUUUAUGACAAUUCUCUAUUUUUUCAGCCGCCAACUUGGUCAGCCAGCGUUACACAAG
This is a messenger RNA of Fusarium redolens, 2233 nucleotides long. RefSeq lists its product as uncharacterized. Gene Ontology annotation, molecular function: protein binding. The transcript has a single exon. NCBI's taxonomy places the organism in Eukaryota, Fungi, Ascomycota, Sordariomycetes, Hypocreales, Nectriaceae. The record is from RefSeq and is a predicted model, not a curated record. The coding region runs from base 451 to 1962 and encodes 503 amino acids.